This is a messenger RNA of Sorghum bicolor (sorghum), 1110 nucleotides long. Its product is annotated as very-long-chain enoyl-CoA reductase. The record is from RefSeq and is a predicted model, not a curated record. Gene Ontology annotation, molecular function: oxidoreductase activity, acting on the CH-CH group of donors. Gene Ontology annotation, biological process: lipid metabolic process. The coding region runs from base 99 to 959 and encodes 286 amino acids. Lineage: Eukaryota; Viridiplantae; Streptophyta; Magnoliopsida; Poales; Poaceae. The transcript has a single exon.
CAAGGCCCCGAGCGCGUACGUCCGUCCACCACUCCACCACACAUCACGCACUUCGCGCCGCAGCAGACCACCACACGUCCAUCGAAGGGGGAGGGAGGAUGUGGCCGUCGACGACGUCGUGGCUCCCGUUCCUGUACCCGCCGCCGGGGUCGGCGUACGUGGCGGCGAUGUCUGCGGUGUCGCUGGUGUCCAUGGCGAACGCGGGCCUCGCCGAGCUCCGCGGCGAACACAUGGCCUACUCCAAGUUCUGGCACGUCGUGGCGGGCGGCGGGAACAACAACAAGCGGGGCGGCGGCGGCGGCGGCACGGGCGCGCUCUUGAUGAGAAGCCGCGACGGGAUGCUGCUGGCCUACGCCCCGGCGCUCCUCGCCGCCGCCGCGUCCUUCGCCGUGCCGGGCGCCGUCGAAGGCGCGCGCGCGCAGCUCCUCAGCGCCGCGCUCGCCGCCCACUUCCUCAAGCGGGUUCUCGAGGUGCUGUUCGUGCACCGGUACAGCGGGAGCAUGCCGCUGGGCACGGCGGCCACCAUCUCCUGCAGCUACCUGCUCAGCACGGCCACCAUGAUCUACGCGCAGCACCUCAGCCACGACCUCCCGGACCCCGCCGUCGACAUGCUCUACCCGGGCGUGCUCGUCUUCGCCGUCGGCCUCGCCGGCAACUUCUACCACCACUACCUCCUCUCCAGGCUGAGAGCUCGAACCGGAGACGGCGGCGGCGACGACAAGGGGUACAAGAUCCCCAGGGGCGGCCUGUUCGGGCUCGUCACCUGCCCGCACUACCUCUUCGAGAUCCUCGCCUUCUUCGGCUUCGCCAUGAUCGCGCAGACGCUGUACGCGCUCGCCGUCGCCACCGGGACGGCGGCCUACCUCGCCGGCCGGAGCUGCGCCACCAGGAGGUGGUACCAGUCCAAGUUCCAGGAGUUCCCGGCGAGGAUCAAAGCAUUGCUGCCGUACGUGUUGUAGUGAUCAGCUAGGAGAGUGAGUGUACUUUACAUGUGUGUGCUUGUAGCUGACGUGAACUUUAUCUUUAUUACGGGCAAGAACAGAGCCAUAUUUAUCUGUCAACAAAUUCUUGGGUGGAAAUGGAAACCUGUCGAGCUCUGUACCUCUUCUA